This is a messenger RNA of Mytilus californianus (California mussel), 2357 nucleotides long. Its product is annotated as ribosome biogenesis protein bop1-like. The record is from RefSeq and is a predicted model, not a curated record. Gene Ontology annotation, biological process: maturation of LSU-rRNA from tricistronic rRNA transcript (SSU-rRNA, 5.8S rRNA, LSU-rRNA); ribosome biogenesis. NCBI's taxonomy places the organism in Eukaryota, Metazoa, Mollusca, Bivalvia, Mytilida, Mytilidae. The transcript has 20 exons. Gene Ontology annotation, cellular component: preribosome, large subunit precursor; PeBoW complex. Gene Ontology annotation, molecular function: protein binding; ribonucleoprotein complex binding. The coding region runs from base 125 to 2338 and encodes 737 amino acids.
GCAUGAAGCGUGUUUCCGGUUUGAGAUGUAAACAUCGAAAAAGAUUGUACUAACUUGUACUUUUUAUCAGCCUGUAUUAUACCAUAUUGUCGGCUUUUUAACACACAUAUCUAAGUAUCUAAAGAUGGAUUUGUUCCAUGACAAAUCAGCAAGUGAAUCGGAUGAAGACACAACAGAUUCUGAAGAAAGUGUUUACUCAGGACUAGAAGAAGAACCAGACACAUCAGAUGACGAGGAAGGAAAGAAGGAUGACAAAUCAGACAGUGAGGAUGAGGAUAACAGUGAAAGUGACAAUGAAGAAAGUGAUAAAGAAAAUGAAAUUGACAAUGAUACAGAAGACAAAGAUGUGAAUGAAGAAGAUACAAACACUGUUAAUGUGGCAGCUAAAAAUAAAUAUAAUGAGAAAAAUAAUACUCGGACAACAUCUCAAACAGUGGACGAUGAAUACUAUCAUGAUUCUUCUGAUGAAGAGGAUAUCCGUAACACAGUGGGUAACAUCCCAAUGGAAUGGUACAGGGACUAUCCACACAUAGGUUAUGAUGUGGAGGGAAGAAAGUUAAUCAAACCUAAGAAAGGAGAUGAAUUGGAUGAGUUUUUACAGAGAAUGGAUAAUCCAGAUUAUUGGCGAACAGUGACAAACAAAAUGACUGGACAAAAUGUGUUACUGACCAAGGAAGAUGUCAGUCUGAUAGAAGGUCUCAUGUUACAGAGGACACCUGGAGGAGCAAAGGAAACAUAUGAGCCAUGGAUCGACUUCUUUACACAUGAGACAAUGAUACAUCCAGUUACCAACAGACCAGCUGACAAAAGAAGUUUUAUUCCAUCAAAGUGGGAGAAGUUAAAGGUUGGUCAGAUGGUACAUGCUAUAAAGAUGGGAUGGAUGAAAAGAAGCAGAGAUAAAAAGGAGAAAGAAGACGAUGAUGAACCUAAAUAUUUCAUGUUGUGGAAAGAUGAUGAGGAGAAUGAAGUCACAAGGAGAUAUAGAGCAAAUAUUCCAGCACCUAAAGCUGCACUUCCAGGUCAUGUGGAAUCUUAUAAUCCACCACCAGAAUAUUUAUUUACCAAGGAGGAGGAAGAACAAUGGCUAGCACAAGAACCAGAAGAAAGAAGAAUGAAUUUUAUUCCAAAGAAAUAUGACAGCUUAAGAUUAGUACCAGCAUACUCUAGAUUUGUUAAGGAAAGAUUUGAAAGAUGUUUAGAUUUGUAUUUAUGUCCAAGACAACAACAAACAAGGAUGAACAUUAAUCCAGAAGAUUUAAUACCCAGGCUGCCAAAACCUAAAGAUUUACAACCAUUUCCUACACAGCAAGCUAUUAUUUAUAAAGGCCAUACAGAUAUUGUUAGAUGUAUAUCUGCUGAUCCAACAGGACAAUGGUUAGCCUCAGGCUGUGAUGAUGAAACAGUAAAAUUUUGGGAAGUAUUAACAGGGAGAUGUAUGAAAACAUUAAAAGUGUCAGGUACACCUAGAUGUAUUGCCUGGAACCCUAACCCUGCUAUCUGCCUGUGUCUUGUAGCAGUGGAUCAAAAUUUACUGGUACUGAACCCCGGACUUGGAGACAAAGUUCUCAUCAGUAAUACAGAUAGUAUGAUACAGAAUGUAGAAACUACAGAAUCGGCAGGUAAAUCCCCACCAUUGAAUUGGACAGUUUGUGAGGAUGAACAAUAUGAUGAGGGCUACAGAUUUAUUUUGUCACAUCCAAAGGAAAUUACCCAUGUAUCAUGGCAUGGUAAGGGAGAUUACUUUGCCAGUGUGAUGCCAAAAGCAGAUUCUAAGGCAGUGCUGAUUCAUCAACUGUCAAAACAAAGGUCACAGAAUCCAUUUUCCAAACCUAAAGGAUUGGUACAGUGUGUAUAUUUUCAUCCAGUCAGGCCAUUCUUAUUUGUAGCUACUCAAAGAUAUAUUCGAGUAUACAAUUUAUUGAAACAAGAAUUAACAAAGAAGUUGAUGACCAGCUGCAGAUGGGUUUCUAGUAUGUCUAUUCAUUCUGGUGGCGAUAAUCUUGUGAUAGGAAGUUAUGAUUGUAAACUGACCUGGUUUGACUUAGAUCUAUCAACCAAACCUUACCAAACUCUCAGACAUCAUAAGAAAGCAAUAAGACAAGUCAGCUUCCACAAGAGGUAUCCAUUAUUUGCCUCAGCAUCAGAUGAUGGAACAGUGAUUGUCUGCCAUGGAAUGGUCUAUAAUGAUUUACUACAGAAUCCUUUAAUAGUACCUGUCAAAGUUUUACAUGGACAUAAAAUUACAAAAGAUCUAGGUGUAAUAGACUGUGAAUUCCAUCCAACACAACCUUGGGUGUUUUCCAGUGGAGCUGAUGGAACUAUUAGAUUAUAUACCUAAUAAAAAUAGGAUGAACAAA